AUGGGUUUCAAUAACUGGGUGCACAAUGCGAAUGCCGCCGUGGCUAAGAGCCCGGUGGGCCGGUACUUCAGGUUGCAGGGUUCCGGACAUCCCAAGGAGCGCAAGGGAACCUUCUUCUUCACGGAAAUUCGCGCUGGGCUGGCUACGUUCUUCGCUAUGGCCUACAUUAUCUCGGUCAACUCCAAUAUUGUCAGCCAGUCUGGAGGAACAUGUGUCUGCCCGCCAGACUCCCCGGAUCUCUGCGACACCAACCCUGAAUACUUGCUGUGUGUCCAGGAAAUCAACCGCGAUCUCGUCACCGCCACUGCUGCCAUAUCCGCCCUGACAAGUUUCUGCAUGGGUCUUUUCGCCAACAUGCCAAUCAGUUGUGCUCCAGGAAUGGGCUUGAAUGCUUACUUCGCCUACAACGUCGUUGGAUAUCAUGGAUCAGGAAACAUCCCCUACCAGGUCGCCCUGACAGCUGUGUUCAUCGAAGGAUUCGUGUUUGUCGCUUUGACCGUUCUCGGUAUGCGUCAAUGGUUGGCUCGAGCGAUCCCGCACUCUAUCAAGCUUGCGACUGGUGUUGGAAUUGGUCUCUAUCUCACCCUGAUCGGCUUGACCUACAGUGCUGGUAUUGGUCUCGUUGUCGGCGCAUCGUCGACUCCUCUCGAGCUUGCUGGCUGCGUGCAAUCUGCCAUGGAUGAAGAUGGGCUCUGCCCUUCAGGCGCAAAAAUGCGAAACCCGACUUUGUGGAUUGGCAUCUUCUGCGGAGGAUUCUUCACUAUCUUCCUGAUGCUUUUCCGAUUCAAGGGUGCGAUCAUCGCUGGUAUCCUGCUCGUCAGCAUCAUCUCUUGGCCACGUGGGACCGAUGUCACAUAUUUCCCCUACACUGAGCUUGGCGAUUCCUUGUUCGACUUCUUUAAGCAAGUCGUCACGUUCCGCCCGAUCAAGAACGUUCUCGUGGCGCAAGACUGGAGCAUUGGUGAACAUGGCGGUCAGUUCGCUGUGGCUUUUAUCACGUUCUUGUAUGUCGACAUUCUCGACUGCACGGGAACGCUGUACUCUAUGGCUCAAUUCUGUGGUGCCAUUGAUGAGAAGACCCAGGAUUUCGAAGGCUCGGCAGUUGCAUACUUGGUUGAUGCUUUUGGCGUCAGCAUUGGAUCUCUUCUGGGUUGCCCACCGGUUACUGCGUACAUUGAAUCUGGUGCUGGUAUUUCUGAGGGUGGUGGCACAGGUCUAACAGCAAUGACCACUGGCCUUGCCUUCUUCAUCGCCGUUUUCUUCGCACCAAUCUUUGCAUCCAUCCCACCUUGGGCAACGGGCUGCACGCUCGUGAUAGUCGGAGCUCUCAUGGUCAAAGCAGCGGCGGACAUCAACUGGCGAUAUAUCGGCGAUGCCAUUCCAGCUUUCCUCACUAUCACCAUCAUGCCGUUCACAUACAGCAUCGCCUACGGCCUCAUCGCCGGCAUCUGCUCCUACAUCCUCAUCAACACGGGCGUGUUGAUCAUCGAAAAGGCCUCUGGCGAACGCAUCAAGCCCAAGGACAAGGAAUACAAAGAAUUCUGGACGUACAAACUGCCAGGCGGUGUCUUCCCACCUUGGCUCAAGCGCGCUGCUCGGGGCAAGAAAGAUUUCUGGCGCGAGGACGAUGGUGAGAGCGGUGUUGUUUCGGGACGCACGAUUGAUGGAGCGGAGCCCGAGAAGAACGUUGCGCAGUCUGAGGUCGGUGAGGUGGGACAUGAGAGGAGUAGUGCGAGUUCUGGGGAGGAGAGGGCGAAUGCGCAGAGUAAGGCGUAG
Zasmidium cellare ATCC 36951 is the source of this 1776-nucleotide messenger RNA. RefSeq lists its product as uncharacterized. The transcript is spliced from 4 exons. Gene Ontology annotation, molecular function: purine nucleobase transmembrane transporter activity. The record is from RefSeq and is a predicted model, not a curated record. NCBI's taxonomy places the organism in Eukaryota, Fungi, Ascomycota, Dothideomycetes, Mycosphaerellales, Mycosphaerellaceae. Gene Ontology annotation, biological process: transmembrane transport. Gene Ontology annotation, cellular component: plasma membrane. The coding region runs from base 1 to 1776 and encodes 591 amino acids.